CCUUGAUGAUAACGUUUACGUCCUUGAUGAUAACGUUUACGUCCUUGAUGAUAGCGUUUACGUCCUUGAUGAUAACGUUUACGUCCUUGAUGAUAGCGUUUACGUCCUUGAUGAUAACGUUUACGUCCUUGAUGAUAACGUUUAUGUCUAUUGGUCUGAGCUUUCCGGAGUCUCGCAUUAAAAAAGGCGAAGUAUCUUUGCGAUAAUCGAAGCUCGAAACGCAGUUGGAGAGGUUCUUGGUUUAUCAUCAUUACUUAGUUCGAAGAGGGCUUUCAAUUCCGUAAAUAUACCCAAAAGUUUUGUGCAUUAUGAUCAUAUUGUACAAGUACGGGGUAUUGU
Daldinia vernicosa is the source of this 339-nucleotide messenger RNA. RefSeq lists its product as uncharacterized. Lineage: Eukaryota; Fungi; Ascomycota; Sordariomycetes; Xylariales; Hypoxylaceae. The coding region runs from base 6 to 206 and encodes 66 amino acids. The record is from RefSeq and is a predicted model, not a curated record. The transcript has a single exon.